Molecule: messenger RNA, 1605 nt
Organism: Pocillopora verrucosa
Lineage: Eukaryota; Metazoa; Cnidaria; Anthozoa; Scleractinia; Pocilloporidae
Product: bone morphogenetic protein 7-like
Cellular component (GO): extracellular region
Molecular function (GO): cytokine activity; growth factor activity
Source: RefSeq, a predicted model, not a curated record
ACCUUUCAGAUUUACUGAGCAAAUUUGACGGCAAACUAUGAGUUACAUCUAUAGAUUAUUCAUUUUGAGCCUCGCGCUUCACACUUCGCUAAUAAGCGACAAAAUGACGGAAGCAUCGUCAGUUGCGAAAAACGGAACCACUGCGAAGGAACAUGACAGUGAAAUCUUCAGUCGCCAUUCUUUCCCUCGCCGAACGAGAACUCAUCAGCGUCACAACCAUCACUCUUCGCGAAAAAAGAGAGAAAAAACUACGGAGACCACAUCGGUCCUUAAAAACGGCAGCACUUCGGGAACUUCAACGCGAAAUUCUGAAUCUCCUUGGUUUGCCCCGUCGGCCGCAGCUAAGCCUAAAUACUCGUCUACAUGGUCGAAAAAUGUCUGCUCCAAGGUAUAUGAUUGACCUAUACCACAGCUUAGAAAGCAACGUGAGCUUGUCGACCGACGGUUUGUUCUGCUGCAAUGACUCUGUGACAGAUUCCCGAGCGUUGGGUGCUGACACAAUUAUGAGCUAUCUUAACCACGUCAGGGGAGCGCGGCCAAAAAUUUCCAAGAGGCAUUCUACAUUUCGUUUCAAAAUGGAAACUCCACAGGGAGAAAAGAUCACAGCAGCAGAGUUUCGGAUUUAUAAAGAACCGAUUUCCAAUGGACACAGAGUUGUCUCCUGGGAGAAUUCGACCUACGAAGUGAAAAUUUAUCAGGUUAUUGAGCCUGCAAGAAUUCUCAAGGAACUGGGCAAGCGGGUUCUUCGAAGCUGGGAAUCUGGAUGGCAGGCUUUUGACAUCACACGAGCAGGACAGGAGUGGGCUCAAGAAAUCAACAAGAACUAUGGAAUCGAACUCUCUGUACACACGUACGCAGGGGUGGAACUAAACGCCUCAAGCGUUGGCUUUGUGGGCUUCCAUGGCCCACAGGAGAAGCGUCCGUUUUUGGUAUCAUUCUACCGUCAAGAUGGCGAACAGAAACUGACCUAUCAUCGUAUUUUCAAUCCGCAUCCACGCCGGCGCCGCUCAGCCCGCUCCCUUGGACCGCAGUUCACAAACGUAGGAGGGAACUUCAAGACCUCGAGUCAAACAAGCUGCAGCCGGAGGAUGCUGUACGUCAGUUUCCAGCGGCUUGGUUGGCAAGACUGGAUUAUUGCGCCCGAGGGUUACUCGGCGUUUUUCUGUUACGGUGAAUGCUCGUUUCCUUUAAGCGCUCAUAUGAACGCCACCAAUCAUGCCAUUGUUCAAACGCUGGUACAUCUCAUGAAUCCUACAGUUGUACCUCAGCCCUGUUGUUCUCCCACCAAACUCUCCGCCAUCUCGGUCCUGUACUUUGAUGACAGUAAUAACGUAGUACUUAAAAAGUACACGAACAUGGUCGUGAAAGCUUGCGGUUGCCACUAGCAACGCCAACACGAAUUCUUUAAUCUCACGUUAGCUUGUGCUCUAUGUAACCGUCUCUCAACGUUUUUGCAUGUUUUGACACAGGAAGCGGAGAGCGGGCAAUUGAAGAAAGCUAAAUUUCCAAUUGACACGCGUUUGAGCAAACACAUUGGGAUACCAUAGCCCUUUACAUGACUCUUCUCGCAAAUACAUAUCACUAAUAUAUUGUGGAUGGCCGACG